UGUGUUUAGGUCGCUAAGUCUCAUGCCAGGCCGAAGGCUGCGCUUGCUGCCUCUGCCUGGAGAGGGAUUGCUGCCCCGGGAAUGACUGCCCGCCCUUUAAACGCCUUUAAUUCCCGCAGAAAAGUUGCGAUGAGGAAAGGGGGGCGCUUUGAUUACCGUCCAAAAACUGAUCCUUACUGCCAGGCUCGUUACACCUUCUGUCCCACUGGCUCUGCCAUUCCAGUUAUGAAAGAAGAGGAUGUCAUUGAAGUGUAUCGAUUACAGGCUCCAGUAUGGGAAUUCAAAUAUGGAGACCUACUAGGACACUUGAAAAUUAUGCAUGAUGCUGUGGGUUUCAGGAGCUCUCUAACGGGCAAAAACUACACAAUGGAGUGGUAUGAGCUCUUCCAACUUGGGAACUGCACAUUUCCACAUCUGCGGCCUGGCAUAGAUGCACCGUUCUGGUGUAACCAGGGAGCUGCUUGCUUUUAUGAAGGAAUAGAUGAUGCACACUGGAAGGAAAAUGGAACUUUAGUUCUUGUGACUACAAUAUCAGGAAACAUGUUUAAUGAAAUGGCACAGUGGGUAAAAUAUGACAAUGAGACUGGUAUUUACUACGAGACCUGGACAGUUCAGGCAAGUCCUGACAAACAAUCAACAGUAUGGUUUGACUCUUAUGAGUGCUCGAAGUUUAUACUGAGAACCUACCAAAAGCUGGCUGACUUAGGAGCUGUAUUUAAGAAGAUACAAACAAACUAUACAAGCAUAAUUUUAUUCAGUGGAGAACCUAUUUAUUUGGGAAAUGAAACGUCUAUUUUUGGACCACUAGGAAACAAGACAUUGGCAGCAGCUAUAAGAGACUUUUACAGUCCAUUUAAACCUCAUCAGUCAGUCAGAGAGUUUUUUGUGGAUCUUGUAAGAAUAAUUGAUCGUGUCAUCUUGAAUCAUCAGUUUUACCUCUUCUACAACUUGGAAUACUGGUUUUUACCUAUGAAGUUUCCUUAUCUCAAAAUAAUUUAUGAAGAGGUCCCUUUACCUGUUGGAAGCAAAGAGUCCUUUGGUGUAUAGCUGCUUACUGAAGAACCAAACUUGCCCUUAUGUCAGAUUUGGAGCAUUACCGUGAUGGUGCUAAAGGGUCAUACGUUUCAGUGCUAACUGUAAAAGUUGUGUUGGGAAGGCUUUGCCAGACACCAUGAAAGAAUAUGCAUUUUUUUUUGUUAUUACCUGUAUAACACAUGAAAGCUUCAGCAUCUAUGACUUAGCUUCUGUGUAACCAUGGCCAUGUGCUGAGGCUCCUUUGGCUGAGCUUGGCAGUGCCAGAGGGGGAGUGGGGAGGCAGCAGCCUGCUCUGGUCUCCACAUGCAUGGCCAUGCCAUAGCAGGUAGCACCUGACCACCUACAGAGGUGGGACUCAGCAUUACAAGGACUAAAUCGGCUUAUCUUUGUCUUGGAGCUAAAAAACCUGAGUGUCUUCAUGUGUUCAGUUCCUUCAACAUGUGCCUUAGACUGGUAGUUCUGUAGUUCUUUGGUUUGUAAACUGGGACCCAUAAACUGUUCUCCAGUGUUCAGUGGCGGUGGGGGAAGGGGCAGUGAAUCUACUAGAAGAUGGCAUGGGUGGUAUCUUUUAACCACUUUGCUUCAUUCACCUAUACUGUAACACAAUACAGAUGGAUCUUCUUUAGCUUUGUGUGUUCUGUAGCACAGAGGAAAACAAAAGUGCCUCUUUUGAUGCCAACUUUGAUGCAUAACUGCAGUGUUCUAGCAGUUUCCUGCCUUAAAGUCUACUUGAGGCUUCAGUUAGGUCAGUGUCAUAGAACUCAUGGGUAUAUUCCUUUCAAAUUUCUUUAAAAAGCAUAGAACCCUUAAUAUGAAAGAAGCAAUGACAGCUUGUAGGGUGUUAACAUUGGAGUUAAAAAUCUGUGCUUGUCCCAGAAUUGCCCAUAAAAGGACACUGCAGCUCUUGCUGGCACUGAUGCUUGCAGUAGUGGUGCUGUGCCAGCUGCACGAUCCUUGAGUCCUGUUCCAGGUUCAGCCUAGAGCAGCUUAGCAACUAGUUUGUUCCCUUUAAACUCAAGUGACCAAAGCCAAGGAAACACUGGCUUUCUGGAAACCACUGAGGUGCCUGCACACAAAAAAUACACCUGCAGCAAUGUAAUCAUCUCCAAGUGUAGGCAGCUCACUUGUAUUUUUUUUAAACUAGCUGCAGAAUGAAUAGCCCUCCUACAGAGGUUAUUGCUGUCUCAUGGCCAAGCAGGAACACAGAAACCCAACUCUGCAGUUUCAUUUGGCUUGAGCCAAGCUAAUAGCCUGCUGCAGCCAAAGAGGGGUGUACACAGUGAUUUGAUUCAAAUCAUAAGAAUGGCAGAAAAUUAACCUUGUAUUUAGAAAGUCACUAAAAUUGAUCAGUUGAAUUACAUCAUCGUGUAAGGGGAUGAGCAUGAGAGCUUGUGUGAGAGUAAUGAGAGGAUGAGAACAGCUCUGUGCAUGGAAAAGCUGCUAAUUACUUCCACUGGUAGGUGAAACUUCAUUUUCUGCCUCAGAUUGAAAGACUUUGCUCUUUUUAGCUAAAGUCACAAGCCCUCAUGGCUGAACUGAGCUUUGGAUUCUUUAGAUUACUGUCAUGGUUUCACCCCAGCCAGCAACCAAGCACCACACAGCACCACCAGGAAGGUAAUCCAAGAGGCACUAGGAAAAUUAAAAAGGGUGCAGCAAGCCUGUCUACAGAAGUUAAGAUUCUUGUUGAUGACUCAUUUCUGUGACUUUGAGACCCUCAAUGUUGUUGAACGUACAUUUGUCUUCCCCGGGAAAAGCCACAACCUCAAAAACCAGUGUCUGAAGCUGUGAGGGGGAAACUGAAUCACAGAACCAAGCCAGUAAAAGUCCCAAAAGCUUCUUCUCUAGUAUUUGCUAAGCUGGAGAACUUUGGGAGGCUGAAGUAGAUGCUAUGGCAGGGUACGUCAUGCUCCCUCAUAGCAGCCUGACAGUGCUGUUCAUUCACUGAACAGUACUUCUGUGUCUCUACUCAGAACCUAAGGAGCCUACACACCAAAGUAAUUCUUUUCCCCUAGUAGCUGGAGUAUUUUGUGAUGCAUACAAGAGCCUUACAGAACUGGAAACACUGAAUUCUGAAAUACACAGCUAAUGGUAGCUGAAUCAUCCAGCUUCUAACACUCAAAAAGAUGGGUAUUUGUGAACCAGCAAUAGAGAGCUUAAGACAACUUAACAGAGCUGACUGGUUGCAGAGGUAAAAACCUCAUUCUUAAGGAACUUGAUAAAAAAUAGUUUGUGUGAAAGAUGUAAUAAUUUUUCGUGUGUGUGGUCAAAUGUAACUUCAUGGUUCUGUCAGUACAAGUGUAUAAUAUCCUGAGCUUUUUGUACUUCAAUAUCAGCCCUUCUCACUUUUUCUAUUUCAUCUGUACAAACUGCCUAAUUUAGCAUGUUUUACUCCUGCCUUACUACUCUGGUAAUAGGUAGUAGUGGUUCUAGGAGUUGAUUCAAGAGAAAGUUACAUCCUAGCAUGUAUUAGUUGCAAGUUAGAGGACAGUAAAUUUCUGGCAACAAAGAUGAAGACAACAGGACAGUUAUUUGUCAAGGAUACUGCAUCCCUUGGUGGUAGAAGCAGCAAGAAGCAGCUGUUUGAGGCGAAAUCUGGGUCCAUUCAGCAAUAGAUCACACUGCCAAUCACUUGGGGAUUCUUCCACACAGCCACGUGUGUAUUCCAAGUCUGUUUCACACUUUGAAUUCUACCCUCAGUUUAAAGGUACUAAUUAUCAGUGGAGGAGUUGCCCUUUAUUUAACAUACCUGAGUUCCUUCUGAGGUCAGUAUUUAUUCCUGCUGGGCACACAAUUGGAGAGCGAGUGAGCCUCUCAACUGGGGAGGGUUUGUGAAAGUUAAUUGUUCAGACUGAAUGCACAGCUGGGUGGGAAUAAACUCCACCAGCACAAACUGCAGUCCUGGAAGAGGUGCAGUUGUUGAACAAUUAAUUGCACUGGAAUUAGCUGAAGUUGUUGAGUGCAGUGCUCUUUUGUAGGCAGAAUCCAGAAUCCUUGAGUUAGGCCUUCAGAAUUAGAUCCAGAAUAACACAGAGCUGAUGAAUAGCCUACUUCUGCAAAGUUUAGACAAGCCUAGAAUAGGUCCAUAAAGAUUACACUUCUGUCACUUAAAAAGCAAGUGUUAGAUGUCACAAACGGCUUCUGUGCACCUGAUGAUCUGUUAUAGUUUGCCACUGAAAACCACCUAUUGACCUCAAGCAUCUGAGAUGGACAGCCUCCUCCUGAAAGUCACACAGAGGAGCAGAAAUAGUAGGAUCACACCUGGCAUCUCACUCACAGCCAGGUGGUACUCACAGCACUUGCCCAACAGUAGGAACCAGGGGACUGUCCUUACUGCCAGGCUCAAGGAUAAGCACCUACUUUCUCCAGUGGCUGUGUCGUCGAGUCUUUACUCACGCUUUGAAUACAGGACUUGUUCAUCACUUUAGACUGUGUUUGUUUCUGCUCCCUGCUGUUAUGCAAGCUGCAGUUAAGGGUACAAAUACGCAGUAAUUCUGCAAUACAACAAUUUCCAGGUCUGCACACUGGUCUUGUGCAAAACUGCUUAAUUGUUACACCACUGAGCUGGGGGGCUGUAACCCACACUUCAUUCCAGGAGAGUUCCCAAGUGAGGCAGAUCCUGGCUGGUCACACCUCAAGGACUGAGUGUGCAGCUCCUGCUCCCCAAAGGGCCGUGCAAUGAAAAUUGCUGGUACAAAUGGUUUCUGCUUUCCCCCUCACAAACCCAUUCACAGAUGUUCUGGAUUAGGAGAGCUGCCGCCUUCAGUAUCGUAACUUGUAGGCCCUUGUGUUCAGAGGUAAGAUUUGUCACUGCACGCAUUAACAACUCCUACCCAAGACUGAACAACCAGGCCAACAUUGGAUUGGAUUCUUCCAAAAACAAGAAAUAAAAGGUGAAGUCAGGGAAAAAUGAUGCAGCUGUGACACCCCUGUUCAUGUUUCUAGUGAAUUUCAUGAGUCUGUGGUAGUCAUUACUACUUAUGCCAUGAUUUUUAUGUAUUCAUUAUUCAUUUGUUCCAAUGUGUAGAAGACAAAAUAAAAUGUAAAAAAUUUGCUAAAAAAGAGCAUCGUAGCAACUCUCUUGCCUAAGUAUUACAGCUGGACUGUUUGAGCUAAGGAUGCUGUAAUUGGUUUGGUGUAUAAAAAUUGUUGACCUUCAGCAGAAGAGACAACUGCUUUCAAGCUAUUGUCCUUGAACAUAUUGAUAACCGUUACAAUACUCUGUUGCAUCCAGGAAGGACUUUUUGAAGUCUGUGCAACAAAACAGAGGCUUUUCAGAACAAGUCAGUUACCUUACCGGUGAAGGAGUUCUGUUAAAACCAAACACUUGUCAGGGUCUGACCACAGGUCUCUCUGUGAGCAGCAGAAUGCUGGGUUGCAAAUACACGAAUUCUCAAAGUUGUAUGUGGUAUUUAGGUUGUACCUUUCCUUUCAGUUAUUCCUGCUACCAGCAUGUUGGUAACUUACCUUGCGAGUAUCGGGACCUCUGUAGUCAAGGUCCAAAGAGGUGUUACUAGUGGGAUUGUUACUAGUGGCUGUGU
Messenger RNA from Manacus vitellinus (golden-collared manakin), 5573 nucleotides. It is a transcript of the gene CLN5, whose product is annotated as CLN5 intracellular trafficking protein. Gene Ontology annotation, cellular component: lysosomal membrane; lysosome. Gene Ontology annotation, molecular function: hydrolase activity, acting on glycosyl bonds. Gene Ontology annotation, biological process: lysosome organization. The transcript has 4 exons. The record is from RefSeq and is a predicted model, not a curated record. Lineage: Eukaryota; Metazoa; Chordata; Aves; Passeriformes; Pipridae. Bases 82 to 1047 code for a protein of 321 amino acids.